Plasmodium yoelii is the source of this 2151-nucleotide messenger RNA. RefSeq names its product protein transport protein YIF1, putative. Lineage: Eukaryota; Apicomplexa; Aconoidasida; Haemosporida; Plasmodiidae. Bases 1 to 2151 code for a protein of 716 amino acids. Gene Ontology annotation, cellular component: COPII-coated ER to Golgi transport vesicle; endoplasmic reticulum-Golgi intermediate compartment; endoplasmic reticulum membrane. The record is from RefSeq and is a predicted model, not a curated record. Gene Ontology annotation, biological process: endoplasmic reticulum to Golgi vesicle-mediated transport. The transcript has a single exon.
AUGAAUCAGAAUCAAGGAUAUGGAAAAUUUAAUAUCCAUGAUCGAAGGAAAGGAAACAAUGCUACUCCUCAUUUAAGAGAGCAUAACAAAGAUUAUAACAAAAACAUUCAAAUAUAUCAAAGGAAUAAUAAAUUAAACCCUGGUAAUAUAUCUCAUAUAAAUUAUAUGAAUAAUGAUAUUAAUAAUUAUAAUUUUGUAAAUAAUAAUCAACAUGUACAAGAUAAUGGUAACAGCUUUAUAAAUAACUACAAUAUAAAUCCAAAUGAUAAUUAUAGUAAUAAUAACCUUAACAAUAUUAAUAAUAAUAUGAACAGUCAGGUGAUUUCUUCAAAUUACGUUAAUACACACCCUAUUUUAGGAAAAAAACAAAAUUAUAUGUUUAACAAUGAUACAAAUUCAAGUGGUAUAAAUAAUAAAGAUGUUAAUGUAAUAAAUCGAGUUACUAAUUAUAGUGAUAAAACUUUUGAAAAUAAUACAAAAGAAAUUGAUAACUAUCAAAUAUACAGCCAUAAUAAAAAUGUCACUAUGGCUAGUCAUGUUAACGAUGUAAGAACCAUCCAUAGUUUUUCCAAUAAUCGAAGUAUGGAAUAUCCUCAUAAUUUCACAAACGUCUCAAAUACAAUGAACAUUGUUAAUAACAAAAUAUUGAAUCCCGAAAUGAGUGUCAAAGAAAGUAAUCAUUUUAUUAAUGAUCGAUUACAAUUUGUUAAUAAUAAUAUGCACCAACCUAAUGAUGUGAUAAAUGGAAAUAUGUUAAGCAGCAAUGCAACGAAUGCCUUCCAAGCGAACACUUCCCAAGCGAACACUUUCCAAGCGAACACUUCCCAAGCGAACACUUCCCAAGCGAACACUUCCCAAGCGAACACUUCCCAAGCGAACACUUUUUUAAAACAGGCAAAUUUAUUUUUAAAUAAAGGAAUGGAAAUGAUGGGGCAAGGAAAUAUUAAUACAAAGAAUGUUGGAAAUGAUAAAGGAAUUGUUCAUAACAUUUUUGAAACAUUAACAAAAAAUAGCGAAACAAAUAAUGAAUUAAAUAAUUUAGUAAAAAGAGGAGUUGCAAAUGUAGUUAUAAAUGAAUUAGAAAAAAAAAUCGAAAUAAACAAUUCAAGUUUUAUUCGAAAUAAAUUAUCAACAUUACGAAAUUAUUUUAAUGUUACACAUUCUUAUGUACUUAAUAAAAUUUUAUUUAUAAUUAUUCCUUAUAUAUAUAUACAGAGAGCAUUUUUUGAAUCUAGAACAUAUUAUGUAUAUACUCAUUUAAAAAAAAAAAUGGAAACAAAUAUGCAAAAUAAAAAUUAUAAUUCAUCUUUUAUUUUUAAUGGAAAUUAUAAUACAUAUAAUCCUAACAAUGAUAAUAUGCACAACAAUAUAAAUAACAUACAAUUUGAAAAUAAUAAAAAUAAUAGCAAUAUUUUUUAUAAUGAUAAAAAAGAAAAUCAUGAAAUAGAUAAUAAAAUGAAUAAUAAUUUAAAUUAUAUAAAUUAUAAUAAUAAUAUUGGUAUAUUCCAAGCAGAUCUAUAUAUUCCUAUAAUGUCAAUUAUCACAUAUAUUUUAUUAUAUACAUUAACAGUGACAGCUCAAAAAAAUAACUUAAUUUUUAAUCCUGAUAAUUUAUUUAAUGCUUCCUCUUAUAUAUUUAUUUUAUUAUUUUUUGAAACAACUAUAGUAAAAUUAUUAUUUUUAUUAAUGUGUAAAGAUAUAAAUUUACCAUUUUUACACAUUCUAUCAUUUAUAUCUUAUAAGUUUGUUAUAAUGUGUGCAUUAAUAAUUACCAAAUUUUUUUAUUAUUUUUUAUUUUUUAUGUACACAUCAGCUUUUGGAGAUGUUGAUAAUUUGAAGAAUCGCGAAUUUGACAAAAGAAAUAAUUCACAAAUUUUCAAAAAUUUAAAUAAUAAUUUAUCUUUUCAAUUCAGUCCAUAUAAUUUAGUUUUAUUUUUAAAUAGCAAUCUUAUGUACAGAUUAACACAACUUUAUUAUUAUAUAACAGUAUCUAUACAAAUGGUUCAAUUGUUUAAAUCUAUUCAUUUAUAUGUUCAUGAUAAUUCAAAUUUAUCUAAUACAUAUAAUAUUAAAAGAAUAAAUUGUAUGAUCCUCAUUUUUUCAUUUUCGCAAUUUUUUUUGUGUUGGUUGCUUACCCCAUAUUUUAACUAA